Molecule: messenger RNA, 888 nt
Organism: Paramecium tetraurelia
Lineage: Eukaryota; Ciliophora; Oligohymenophorea; Peniculida; Parameciidae
Exons: 4
Source: RefSeq, a predicted model, not a curated record
AUGAUAAAUAAUUUAUAAAUUGCACCACUAACUGCUCUUCACAAAUUACUAUCAGUUAAUAAGACAAUAAAAUUUAAUGAUAAACUUCAUGAAUCAUAGAAAUAAAAGAGUCUUUAAAAAUCUAUUUAAAAUUUAAGUAGCAGUUAAUGCGAGAUGAUGAAUGUUAAAAUGAAAAACAAAUUGCCUACUCCUAAAAAUACAAUUGAUUCAUCUUUAAGACAAAGUCUUGGCAAAAUUAGUAACAAUAAUGAUAGUGGAAUCAAAACUAAUAAAAAUAUCAAAAAUGAGCUUAUCUCAGUCCUCAGAAAAGCAUAGAGUUAAUCUAAAAAAACAAAUAAUUUAGAAAAAUUAUUAAGCACAUCUAGUGCUCCUAAAUAAUUUAGUAACUUAGAGAGUUUUAAAAUGAAAAGACCUCCUUUGCUCUAAUAUUUAGGUGAAGAAAAUGAGAAAUUAAAAAUUCAAAGUGCAAAAAGUGCUACCGAAAAAAAUAAAAGUCCUGAAAAUCGAUAUUCAUCUGGAUUCUUUACCAGCACUAACCAAAGGUAAUAACUAUUUGGGUCUUUGAAUGAAGUAUUGAAAUAAUAUAUCCAAUGCAAAAGCUAACAGAAGCUGGAACUGGAGAAGGCAUCAAAGUUUGUAAAUCUGCACGAAGUACGCAAUAAUCAGGAGAAAUACUUCCCUAAGCAAAAGUCUGAUUAUUCCAAAGGAAAAUCAAAAGUACUUAACGAAAAUUUACACAAUUUAUUUUUAAAGACUCAGAAUGUGUUAGCCAAAUACUAAGCUAAGGAACUUCAAUGGAAAAAAUAAAAAAAAUAAUUAAGAGAUGAAAUUAGAAAUCUCAAACAAUUAUUGAAAUAACAGCAAUUAUAAAAUUAAAUAUAUCACUGA